This is a messenger RNA of Aureobasidium namibiae CBS 147.97, 1311 nucleotides long. RefSeq lists its product as uncharacterized. The coding region runs from base 1 to 1311 and encodes 436 amino acids. Lineage: Eukaryota; Fungi; Ascomycota; Dothideomycetes; Dothideales; Saccotheciaceae. Gene Ontology annotation, biological process: regulation of transcription by RNA polymerase II. The record is from RefSeq and is a predicted model, not a curated record. The transcript has 5 exons. Gene Ontology annotation, molecular function: zinc ion binding; DNA-binding transcription activator activity, RNA polymerase II-specific.
AUGGAGAACUUGGCAAGUCGAGGGGCAAAGCGAAAGCACGUCAAAAGAAACACAGGCUGCGACACUUGUCGCAAUCGUAGGGUGCGCUGCGACGAAACCCGACCGAGAUGCCAAAAUUGCGUCAAGUACGGUCGCAAUCAUGACACCCAGUGUACAUAUCCGACGUCACCAGACUUCUCCAAGCCAGCACAGCAGGCCAACUCUUCAGUGGUUCCCCUGGGUGGAUCCUGGACCAUACCGAGCCCUUUGACCUCUGUGAAUGACGGCGCUCUCAGCAUAUCACGUCGAGAACAUUUUCUGAUGCACCACCUUCUGAGCGCCAGCCACGAAUUGGAGCACUCACAAGAUCCCAAUCUAGGUAUCAGGCUCUGCAUCAGGGCCAUAGGUCACGCCAAAGAGGCACCGUUCUUACACGACUGUCUUUGCGGUAUGGCCGUUCAACAUCUGUAUGAGUACACAAAAUCAAACCAGCUGUUAUGUGAGCGGUAUCAUUACCGCGACAAGGUGCUGGUUGGGCUACGUCAACAUCUUGCGCCUGGGAAUGCGAUCAACUAUGGUGCUGUGCUCAGUGCUUGUGCGAUGCUUUCGUGGGAUGCUCAUGAUUCGGAUGAGUUCUUUCGGUGCAUGCAGGGUAUCUUCUUAGUAUUGGAUUCUGAGGAUGCGAAUGCUGAUCAAUCCGACCUGGUCCAACUUUUCCUCCCAGUAGCAGGUCAUCAACAGAUCACGAAGUGGCGUGAGAAGCAGUCUGAACUACUGGAGAGCGCCAUGCAAUCACUCAACAAUCUCACAAAGCUUGUCAAAGAGGAACCCAUGAUGCUCGGUCCAGCACGAGAGCUCCGGAACUACCUCCAGAACCUACUUCCUCUGCAGACCGCUUUGCUAGCAGAGCCCGCCCAACUGAAAGCGCUAUUUCCUGUGCGCUCCUGGUUACCAUGGAUUCCGACUCUGCCCGAGCAGAUCAACGACCCUCAACACAAGCGGUUCUUCACUCCGUUCUUGGCAAGUUGUGCGAUGGUGAAAAUGGCUCAUGCUUUGGUCUUCCCGGGAACACGACACGCCAUAGGGCUGCACCAGAGAGCAAUGGCUAUUCAGGCUGCGUCAAUCGAGAUGGGAUCUGGAUUCGUAGCUGGCAAUGUGCAUACCUCGAGCGUCAUGCGAGGUCCACUGUUGAUGGCCCAGAGUUAUCUUUCGUCGUCACCAGGGUACGACCCGCACUCCUCGUUCGAGCACGGCGUUAUACACACGACACGACGGUCAAUGUCUUCUCGGGCGUCGCAAGGCCAGACCUUGCAUGAUUCGUCAUCUCAAUAG